This is a messenger RNA of Durio zibethinus, 2272 nucleotides long. Its product is annotated as Transducin/WD40 repeat-like superfamily protein. Gene Ontology annotation, cellular component: Set1C/COMPASS complex. Lineage: Eukaryota; Viridiplantae; Streptophyta; Magnoliopsida; Malvales; Malvaceae. The record is from RefSeq and is a predicted model, not a curated record. Gene Ontology annotation, molecular function: protein binding; chromatin binding.
UCAAAAGGCAACUGGGACAGCGAUACUCCAAGGAAAGCCCAGCCCACGCGAAAAAUCUACCCGGCGUUCCUCUGCGUGGUUCAACAAUCGAAGACUUCACUGCCACAGCUCUAGGGCUUUCUCCAUUUCUCCGCCCAAAAGAAUCGCAAAACUUCGAUCAUCAAGGCCAAUUAAAAUGGUUGGGCCGCAAUCUGAGAGAGAAGAGAAAGUAUCGUUGGAACUCACGGAAGAAAUCCUUCAAAGCAUGGAAAUCGGCAUGGUUUUUAAGGAUUAUAGCGGUAGAAUCAGUUCAAUGGAUAUUCAUAGAACAUCGAAUUAUUUAGUAACUGCUAGUGAAGAUGAAUCCAUCCGCCUUUAUGAUGUUUCCAGUGCCACAUGUUUGAAAACAAUUAAUAGCAAAAAGUAUGGGGUUGAUCUAGUUUGCUUUACUUCGCAUCCAACAACAGUUAUUUACUCUUCAAAGAAUGGUUGGGAUGAAUCAUUGCGACUUCUCUCAUUGCACGAUAACAAGUACUUGCGGUAUUUUAAAGGUCACCAUGACAGAGUCGUUUCACUUAGCCUAUGCUCACGAAAUGAAUGUUUCAUCUCUGGUUCCCUUGAUCGAACUGUUCUGCUUUGGGAUCAACGCGCAGAGAAAUGUCAGGGUCUUUUACGGGUGCAAGGCAGGCCUGCCAUAUCUUAUGAUGAUCAAGGGCUAGUCUUUGCUAUUGCCUUUGGAGGAUACAUCAGAAUGUUUGAUGCUCGCAAGUAUGAAAAGGGUCCUUUUGAAAUCUUUUCUGUUGGGGGGGAUCUAUCUAAUGCUAAUGUUGUAAAGUUCAGCAACGAUGGACGACUCAUGCUUUUGACAACUAUGGAUGGACAUAUUCAUGUGCUUGAUUCAUUUCGUGGCACACUUUUAUCUACAUACAAUGUGAAGCCAGUUUCUAGCAAUUGCACAUUAGAGGCAUCUUUCAGCCCUGAGGGAAUGUUUGUUAUAUCAGGUUCAGGUGAUGGUCGUGCAUAUGCUUGGAGUGUAAGGAGUGGUAAAGAAGUUGCAAGUUGGAUGAUGAAUAGUGAACCUUCUGUCUUAAAUUGGAAUUGGAUGAGCACUGAUACUGAGCCUCCUGUUAUUAAGUGGGCUCCUGGGAGUCUUAUGUUUGUAACUGGGUCUACCGAGCUAUCAUUUUGGAUUCCAGAUCUGUCUAAAUUGGCAGCAUAUGUUGGAAGGAAGUAGUGCUCUAAUUGUCCCAUGCCUAUAAUUUCAAGCAGCAUUUGUAAGGUUCAUCACUUUUACUGAUAGAAGAUUUGGUGCAGAUGGUCCUAUCUCUGUUGCUUUAGUUUCAUACAUCUGUUAAAUCAUUUAACAGACAGGGAUCUUUGUUUAACUGACUCACUAGCAAGGCAACUGUGCCCUGUUUAUACAACUUAGUCUUACUGGUCCAUGAAACUAUUUGUUGAGAGCUGUUUUGUUGAUGUUCCAGUGCUAACUUUCCUGAAUCUUGUUACUGCAUUGGAAAAGUAUACGAAUGAGAACAACUUGUAAUUUAGGUAUAAAUUUUCAACAUAUGUUGUGAAUUGUGUAAAUGAUUAAGACCAUGUAGAGCUGUUUGUCUUGUUGGUCAACCUGCAUGUUAAUCUUUGAAGUUUAGUAGGUAGGUUUCCUGUAGUUUAUUGCUAUCUUUCAUUGUUCGGCCGUUUUUUCUUCCUGCUCUUCCACUCCAUGUUAAUAGUUAAUUACUGUUCUUAUUUUGAGACAUGGGACCUGACUAUGGAGUUAUUUCAGAAGGCAGAGAAAUGCAUGAUGGAUUUGACAGAGAUAUGAAUUCAAAACAAUUUAUGUAAAAAAGCAUGGAACCCUUUGGAGAAACUUCAAAUAGAGAAUUUUGUACCAAAAAUGGUAAGAAAACAAACUAGAGAUGGAGCCAUUGGAUCGCUUAUACAAAAACAGGCUGAAAAGCUUAAUGCUAGUCGUGACUCGGUCAUACUGGUAACGGACGUUACGUACUUGGGAGCCUCAAAAAGUUUUAAAGAUCUUCUUGGAUCUACAGCUAAAUCUCUAUAUAUCUAUCAACCAGGUGCUGAAGCAUUGUCUAUAGUUUCCUCAUUUCAGUCUGCUCUGUGUCUUCAUUUCUCCUUGAGUCUAACCUUCAAUGCCCUAAAAGUCUUCAUCUCUCAUUAAGUCUGAAAAUAUGUCAAACCAAAUAAAGGAAACAUGCAUCCACCCGAAAUCUUGCCGGUAGGGACCCUUUCUCAAUUAGAGAAGGCUGUUUCCCUUGAUAUUGGGCCUGUAACA